Molecule: messenger RNA, 2094 nt
Organism: Quercus lobata
Lineage: Eukaryota; Viridiplantae; Streptophyta; Magnoliopsida; Fagales; Fagaceae
Product: cyclic nucleotide-gated ion channel 1-like
Exons: 8
Coding region: 68-2026 (652 amino acids)
Biological process (GO): transmembrane transport; monoatomic ion transport
Cellular component (GO): membrane
Molecular function (GO): monoatomic ion channel activity
Source: RefSeq, a predicted model, not a curated record
UUCAACUUGAGUUUAUCAGGGAUCAAAAUUCUGAUUUUCAAGUAAAGUUUUCUGGGUCUAUGCAAGUAUGGAUUUUAUGAAGGUUGUCGCCACUGUAUCACUUGUUAUUCAUAAUCUUUGGAAUCAACUUCGGAACGGUGUAAGUAAUUACGAUAUCGAGAGGCAACCUCACAAGGUCAAGGAUGGUGGUGGUGAUUCAGCGUCAAAAAGAACGAGGUCAAAGACAAUUAUUGACCCGCGUGGAAAAUUCUUACAAAGGUGGAAUAUAAUAUUUGUAUUGUCGUGUGAGAUCGCAAUAUUAUUGGAUCCCUUGUUCUUUUACCUGCCCGUGAUCAAUGGAGACAAAAAGUGCAUUGAGUUAGACAAAAAGUUGAGGACCAGAGCUCUCUUUUUGCGAUCAUUCAACGAUAUGAUUUACCUAAUGCAUAUCAUAUUACAAUUUCGUACUGGUUUUAUAGACAAGAAACUUCAGAAACUUGGAAGACCUGCGUUAAUUACAGAUUCUUGGAAAAUAGCUCAGAGGUAUUUGUGGCCAUACUUCCUAUUAGACCUUCUAGUUAUUCUUCCCAUCCCACAGGUGGUAACUUCAUGGAUUUUUUCAGAAAUGGCACAAACGAAAUCUUCAAACAAAAUAAAGUUGUUCAACUCUUUUGUUCUGUUACAAUAUGUGCCAAGAAUUCUCCCAAUCUACCUAUCCUGGAAGAAACUGAUAAGAAGUAACGAGAAAAUUGAAAAAACCAUAUGGUUUAAAGCUGCACUGAACUUCUUUCUGUAUCUCCUUGCUGGCCAUGUAUUGGGAGCCUUUUGGUAUUUUUUCUCUACUCAACGAAUGACAGCUUGUUGGCAUAAAUAUUGUGAAAGACAUACUGGAUGUGUCCAAAGUUCUUUCAACUGUGACCUCACUGAAGGAAAUCACACAUUUCUAAAUAAUGUUUGCCGUAUAAAUAAACCAAAUACAAAGCUAUUUGAUUUUGGAAUAUUUCUUGAAGCCCUUCAGUCUGGUGUGUUGGAAUCCAAGGAUUUUCCACAAAAAUUAUUUUACUGUUUCUGGUGGGGCCUGCAAAAUCUGAGUUCACUUGGUCAAAACCUUCGUACAAGUAACUAUAUUUGGGAAAACUGCUUUUCACUUUCCAUUUGUAUCUUGGGCUUGUUACUGUUUCUCUAUUUUUUGGGAAAUUUACAGAUGUAUAUGCAGUUGGAAACUUCAAGAUCAGAAGAGGUACGCAUGAAGAUGAAAUCAAAAAAACGAACAAAACAAAAGGAACAAAUAGAAUUGUGGAUUUCCAAACACCAUCUCCCUAGUGAAAUGAGAAAGCCAAUUAUAGAUGACAUGAAUCAGAGAUUUAAAGAAGACGAAGAUGUUUACUUGGAGAGCCUUCUUCCUAAUCUUCCUGGGGAACUUCAGAAUAAUGUAAAGGAGCAUAUUGGCUUAAAGCGACUAAAAACUGUAGAAGUGCUUCGAGGAAUGGAAGAGCAAAUGUUGCGUACGAUGUGUCACAGUCUGAAACCAAUGUUCCACAGCGAGCACAGCUAUAUUAUUCGGGAGAGAGACCCAAUCGACGCGAUAUUCUUCAUUACGGAUGGCAUUGCAUGGACCUAUACAAAUACAGCCAGCAAUAAUAAUGGCGAAGGAACUGUCCUCACACAGGCUGAGCGUCUUGUAGAAGGUGAGUACUUUGGAGAAGAACUUUUGGAAUGGGUUCAGAAAUCCACAGCCUCCAGGAACAAUCUAUCCAAACUCCCCGUUUCAUCAAGAACUCUCAAAGCCCACACAAAAGUGGAAGUUUUUGCACUAAUGGCACAGGACUUGAAGCAAAUAUUGCAUUCUAAGUUGUCUAGUUUAGGCCCUGAGCAAUUGCCAUCGGCAGCAGCUUCUGUUGUACAAAAAAUCUGGCGCCGCACGCACCCGAAGACGGAGGAUAGCGUUGGUGGUUCAACAAAACUUCAGAGUAAUGCUGUUGUUAAAUCCAAGAAGGCAGCUUCUAUUUUACUACCACCUUGUUACCGGCUUACCGCUAAUCCAUAGACUGAUCAUAGCUCCAGAAGCGCCUGACACUGUUGUUGCAAAGCAAUAGGUUUUUUUUUUUUUUUUUU